This is a messenger RNA of Verticillium alfalfae VaMs.102, 1604 nucleotides long. RefSeq names its product D-3-phosphoglycerate dehydrogenase. Lineage: Eukaryota; Fungi; Ascomycota; Sordariomycetes; Glomerellales; Plectosphaerellaceae. The coding region runs from base 1 to 1296 and encodes 431 amino acids. The record is from RefSeq and is a predicted model, not a curated record. Gene Ontology annotation, molecular function: oxidoreductase activity, acting on the CH-OH group of donors, NAD or NADP as acceptor; NAD binding. The transcript has 9 exons.
AUGGCCUCAGCUCAGGACAUCGCCGGGUCUCUCCCCAUUGCUCGCCGAGUUUCUCACAGCCAGGGGCUGUCUACCUCACCAGCCGCUACCUUCCACUCCCCCCCCUCCAGCUUCGGCGGCCAGGGAUUGGCGCGUCGACCUGCGCCUAAGCACUUGAAGCCCUUUGAGACUCAGGACAUCAAGAUCCUGCUGUUGGAAAACGUCAACCAGACCGGACAAGACAUUCUCAGGGGUCAAGGUUAUCAAGUCGAGGCUCUCAAGACCUCCCUGCCUGAGGAUCAGCUCAUCGAGAAGAUUCGGGAAGUUCAUGUGAUUGGUAUCCGGUCCAAGACAAAGUUGACCGAGAAGGUGUUGCGUGAGGCGAAGCAUCUUCUCGUCAUCGGUUGCUUCUGCAUCGGCACUAACCAGGUCGACCUGGAAUUCGCUGCGAAACAUGGUAUUGCUGUCUUCAACUCUCCGUUCGCCAACUCUCGAAGUGUUGCCGAGUUGGUCAUUGCAGAAAUCAUCACCCUUGCUCGCCAAUUGGGCGACCGCUCAAGCGAGAUGCACCGCGGUUUCUGGAACAAGGUGAGCGCGAAAUGCUGGGAGAUUCGCGGCAAGACACUUGGUAUUGUCGGCUACGGCCACAUUGGCUCACAACUGUCCGUCCUCGCCGAGGCCAUGGGCAUGACAGUCAUUUAUUACGACGUAGUAAGCCUUAUGGCCAUGGGUACUUCCAGACAGGUCCCAACUCUCGACGCCCUCCUGGAGGAAGCCGAUUUUGUUACUCUACACGUGCCUGAGCUUCCCGAAACGAAGAACUUGAUCUCAACCCACCAGCUGGAGAAGAUGAAGACGGGCGCGUACUUGAUCAAUGCUAGCCGUGGCAGUGUUGUGGAUAUUCCCGCGCUGGUCAACGCGAUGCGGCACCGGCAAAAUUGCCGGCGCUGCAUUGGAUGUCACCGAGGAGGCCCAGAGGAGAUCGGUGUCGAAGUUGCGGAUGCGUUGGUUAGGUAUAUUAACCAGGGAAUCACACUUGGAAGUGUCAACCUACCUGAGGUGAACCUCAGAUCCCUCACACUAGAUGAGCCCGACCAUGCCCGUGUCAUCUACAUCCAUCAAAAUGUUCCAGGUGUUCUGCGAAAAGUCAACGAAAUCCUUGGAAACCACAACGUUGACAAGCAAAUUACCGACAGCAGGGGCGAUAUCGCCUACCUCAUGGCGGACGUCAGCAGCGUCAAGGCCAGCGAUAUUAAGGAGAUUUCUGACGGUCUGGACUCGUUGAGCUCUCGCAUCUUGACCAGGGUUCUUUACUAGACGGCUACGACUGUGAAACCAGGCUUUUGAGGGGUUGUCGAUCCUCGACGACCUUCAAUGUUUCAACAUGCAGAUUGGGUUUUAUUCAACGGACAGACCUGACAUUCAACCGGGAAUGGAAACAGAGAGAUGUUUCUGGGCGUGACACGUCUGCUGGAUGCUGGACUUCAACUAACAGCAAAGGCCUUACGACACUAAGCAUUGGCCAAGUGCGUACUGCGGGAUGGGUGACAGAAUGAGGAGCAGGCCUUAAUUGAAUGAUAAAUUAUUGUCCCGAAGGGCUUGAACAAGAUCGCUCGAAUCCCACG